Molecule: messenger RNA, 1814 nt
Organism: Drosophila sechellia
Lineage: Eukaryota; Metazoa; Arthropoda; Insecta; Diptera; Drosophilidae
Gene: mthl14
Product: methuselah-like 14
Exons: 8
Coding region: 113-1717 (534 amino acids)
Molecular function (GO): G protein-coupled receptor activity
Source: RefSeq, a predicted model, not a curated record
AUAUUAUGAUAACGCACUCUUUUGGUAUCUUACAAAGAUAAGAUAUCCCAUAUCUUACCAGUUACCCACACCAGUUAACUAAUGUCAAAAUUUGAUUGGUUGAAAAGGCAAUAUGAAUCUAGGCCACUGGAAUUUUCUCCUAGCUUUAAUCAGUUUACAAACGUUUUUCAACGCCUCCGCACAGAUAAGCACUGGAAAUAACAGUUUGAAGGGAUCAAACAACUCAAAUAUUUCCUAUGAAGACACAUUCAAUAGAACUUCGACCGAGGUUCUGGACGCCUCAAUACAUUCAACACUGGAUGUAUCUCAAACAUAUUCGACAGAAGCUGCAACAAUUCAAUCAGGUGCUAGGUUCGCAACCUCUGUUCCUGUUCAAAGUCCUGUAGACAACCCGUUAGAUCCAGCGGACUGUUCUCAACGGGAAAAGUACAGAAAACAACCAGUUGCAACACCAUCGUCGCGUUUAAGAAAAUGCUGCCCACAUGGAGAAAACUUAAAUAUAUAUCGGGAAAAUCAAAGCGAUUCUAUGUGCGACAACGGACUCUUAAGCUUCGAACCGACUAUAAUAAGUGCAGUUCUGUUCGAUAACUGCAUUGAAGACUUGGAGAUUGAGACUACGCUCGACUACGACAUAGGAAAUCCGUGCAACAGUUCUCUUUUGUACGACGACGAAGAGGACGUUUUCUUCGUUCUGCAAGACGGUUCGCUAUUAAUCAUCGACAAAUUUGGCAACGAAUCGUACACAGUGAAAGAACAUUAUUGCUUGGAUAUUGAUAAGUCGGGACACUUGUUUGCCUUUACAUGUGUAACCCAAGUGGAAGAACAAAUUGCUUUCGCAAAAGUCGUUUUUGUUGCCGUUCUUAUGCUAAUAUCUAUGCCCUGCCUGCUAUUAGUUAGUUAUUUGCACAUGACACUUCGCUUGUUGCGCAACUUGCAUGGUCUCUCGCUAAGUUUGAUGUCCCUGUGCUUGGCGUCUGGAUACUUUGUGCACUCCGUUGUGCACAUCUAUGGGAUCCCGAACCAAGGGUUCAUUGGCUACGUCAUACAGUUUUGUAUUUUAAGUUAUUUCUUCUGGUACUUGUGCAUAUGCUUCAAUGUUCUUUUAAAUGUGUGGUACAAGUUGCCCUGCUGCAUUCAAUGCUCAAAGAGUUGGGCCACCUUUAAUUUUGGGUGUUACGCUGUUUUUGCUUUUUCUGGACCGGCCACAAUAGUUGCAUUAACUGUUCAAAAGGGACUCCCAGGAAUGCCGUCUUACUUUCUGCAAGGCCUCACUGAAUCCAUCCGAGAUUCCCAACGUUACUUUAUUCCUCCAGUGUCUACUAUACUUUUUCUAAGUUUUUUGAUUAAUAUAAUAUCGUUCUUCGGAUUUCAACGUAUAAGCGGAUACGCCAAGGCUGAAAAAAACAUUCAGGAGCGAAAAUGUUUGUUUGACCAACAAAAGUAUGAAGAUAUUAAAAAAGACGCUAAAUGUGUCAGUUUACUUGGAAUAAUAAUGGUCGUAAGCUGGCUGCUCGAAAUAAUAACGUUUUACUCGGGAUCGAAUUCGAAUUACCUGAUACUCUGCGACAUGGUGAAUGGACUCCAGGGAGUUUGGGUACUGCUAAUUUUUCUAGUCGUGCGCAGGCGUCGCACAAUAAUAUUAAGGUGGUGGUAUGAUCGUGGUUCCCACGAAAUUGAAGGCACAGAGCUGCAAGCUCUUAGUAAUAGUCCCACAUAGAUAUACAAUUAUAAUACAUUACUUCAAAUCUACGAUCGCCGUUAAUAUUACAUUAAUUUUAUAAUUAUAUUAAAUUCUGGUUUAUUUGACCUGCAAA